CAAUUCCCCCAAUUUCCCCAUUUCCCCUCCAACGGUCGAAUUCCAUCGCGCCCUCUCCAUCUCCUUCCUCCGUCCUCUAUUCUAAGACCCACUGCCAUUAAUGGCGACAAGCGACGCGUGCGCGACGAUCCAGCACGUGAGCAGGGCGUCGUCGGAGGAGCUCCUCCGCAAGUUCGCGGAUCCCGACGCCGGCGAGCGCAAAUCCGGAUCCGAAUUCGACCGAGCCGUCGCCUCGCUCCGCGGCGACCUCCGCGCCCUCCUCCGCGCCGCCCCCGCCGUGGCCGCGCUCCACCGCAAGCGCUCGUCGCGGCGCGUCGCCUCGGGCCUCUCCGCGCGCCCCGACGCUCUCCCGUCGGCGAAGCGGCGCAGAAGCUGCGGCGGCGCCGAGUGGAGGGCCGGGCUCCUCCUCCCCACCUCCUCGCGGAAACAGGCGCCGCUUCUCCGUCGGAUCGGGAUCCUGCGGUCCGACGAUGCCGUCGGGAUCGGGCUUCUCCUCGCGGCUCUCGAAAAGACGUGGCGGAAAACGGUAGCAGGUGCAUCGAAGAUGUUUGUGGAGAAGCAUUGCAGUAACCAUGUCCGGCUUAUAAGUGACAUGGUCUAAACUGGGGUGGGCUACAGUUUCUGUAGUAAUUUAUUAGUGAUUUAUCUCAAAUAAUUGCUUACAUUGAAACAGAUAUUUGUUUACAAUAUGUCGCUAUAUUUAUUAUUUUUAUUCACAAUUGAUGUUAUGAUUACUUUGGUAAUUGUAAUUCAUAUUUAUCAGGAAGAUUUGGCCUUUAAUUGUCUA
Molecule: messenger RNA, 787 nt
Organism: Ananas comosus (pineapple)
Lineage: Eukaryota; Viridiplantae; Streptophyta; Magnoliopsida; Poales; Bromeliaceae
Exons: 2
Coding region: 101-601 (166 amino acids)
Source: RefSeq, a predicted model, not a curated record